AUGGAAAAUGGAAAAUGGGAGACACCUAUCCCUAUUGAGAAGUUUAAUGUACAUAUCUAUGCAGAAGUGCUCGCGUUUUUUAUUGGUCGGACGGACGACUUCUCGACUUUCGAGUCAUAUUCCGAUUUCAAAGCUGAGGACGACGACAAGGAAAACGAUACGAAGAAGCUGAAGCUGAAGAUGGGCUUCGUGGGUCUUGUUGAAUUUGCCCUUCAAUGCUUGGAUGUUCUUGCAUGGCCUCUGCUUGCUCUGCUGUAUCCUCUAUGUUGUUCCAUUAGGGCGAUUGAGGCCAAUUCUAUUUCAGAUUCUCAGAGGUUGAAUGCUUAUUGGGUUGUCUUCUCAUUGCUUUUGCUCUUUGAACAUGCAUUUAUGAAGUUCCUUGAAUGGCUCCCCCUGUGGCCGCACAUUAGGCUAAUGAUUGUCUUCUGGUUGCUGAUACCUCAAUAUGGUGGUGCAUUUUAUGUCUAUAACCACCUUAUCCGUCCAUGCCUCUCCAUGGACCUACAAAUUGUUAUCAACUGUUUCAACAAGCCGAAAAAAUCCUCGUUUGACAGAGACAAUUUUCUUGCCGAGGUGGAGAGAUAUGUAAAGGAGAACGGACCUGAAGCUCUGGAAAAUAUUGUUGCUUCCACAUCUGAGAAAACGAAGUCAAGUCCCGAUGCGAAAGAGUUCAAGGCAGUUUCUCUGGAGAAUAAAGAGAAGACACCUUUUGAAGGUGCUUAUGGACUUAAGCCUCAAAAUGUUCUUGACUUAGUUCCACUUCCAGAAGAGAUGAAGAUGAGUGAUGAUGGAGAGGGUUUGGCGGACCAAGUGAAAAGAGUGCAUGAAGAAGUGAGGGCAGUUAUAAAGGGUAGUAAUGAAUCGUCUGCAGUCGCUGCCAAUCAACACCGAAAAGUCAAAGAUUUUGAAGAAGGUGACAUGGUUUGGGUGCAUUUGAAGAAGGAAAGAUUUCCAAAAGGCACAUACCAUAAAUUGAAGUCCAAGAUGUUUGGGCCAUAUAAGGUGUUGAAGAAAAUGAGCUCAAUCGCUUACAUGAUAGAGCUGCCACCGGAUCUCCAGAUUAGCCCAUAUUUCAAUGUCUCUGAUUUGUAUUUGUUUGAGGGAUUUGAUGAAGAAACAAUUUCAAAGGAGGCACAACCAUGUAUUGUUGAGGAUGUGUUGGAUGUCAAAGAGGUGACGUCAAAGAAGGGUAACCAAUAUAGGCGGUUCUUAGUGAAAUGGUUGGGUAAGAAUGCUACUGAGAAUACUUGGAUUGCUGAAUAUGAUUUAAAGAGGACUGUUGCAGAGAGAUAUGCUGAAGUUGUUAAAGCUUUCUCGCCAGAGUCGACUUCUUCCCAACCUGGCGGAGUUGAUGCAGGAGCAUCUGUUCAUUAG
Prunus armeniaca (apricot) is the source of this 1374-nucleotide messenger RNA. Lineage: Eukaryota; Viridiplantae; Streptophyta; Magnoliopsida; Rosales; Rosaceae. The record is from the annotation of a GenBank genome assembly.